Neogale vison (American mink) is the source of this 2140-nucleotide messenger RNA. RefSeq names its product keratinocyte differentiation factor 1 (gene KDF1). Gene Ontology annotation, biological process: keratinocyte development; regulation of epidermal cell division. The record is from RefSeq and is a predicted model, not a curated record. Gene Ontology annotation, cellular component: cell junction. The transcript has 4 exons. The coding region runs from base 441 to 1634 and encodes 397 amino acids. NCBI's taxonomy places the organism in Eukaryota, Metazoa, Chordata, Mammalia, Carnivora, Mustelidae.
CCCAGAGUCUUGCUCCAGGCCACAGUAGGAGCCGGGGUCCUGCCUUCACUCAGCCAAGUGACCAGUGUUCCUAGGGCUUGGGAGGUGGGGACAGCAGCAGUUAGGGGAAGAUAGAACCUGAAAAAAAUGGGCUGAGAUUGACUUCAGGAGGUUUCUGGACCUAGAGGGGGAAACUGAGAGGAGCUAUUGUCCUUACCCUAGGUCUUGCUCCCCACUUCCCUCUGUCUCACCCCAUUCCAGGUAUGUGGCACAAAACAAAGUACAUGGACUCCAGAGUCUGGCAGACCACAGGACAAAUCCUGUUCCAUCCCUUUCCAGCUCGGUGUCUCUGGGCAAGUCACUUCUGAGCUUCAGCUUCCUGAUCUGUAAAGUGGAGAUACACUACUUCUGAGCAGGUGUGACUGUUAGGUGCCUGGCUGCAACAAAUCAUGCAGUGAGCCAUGCCCCGCCCUGGACACUCCCGCCCAUCAUCUGGGCCCCCACGCUUGGGACCCUGGGAGCGGCCAAUAGAACUAUGCGUGGAGACUUUUGAUGAGCCAUCCCAACCCCCACCAAGCCGCCGCACCCGCAGGCCAGACCCCAAGGACCCUGGCCACCAUGGGCCCGAGAGCCUUACCUUCAUCUCCAGCUCUCCUGAGUCUGCUGCUGAGCCCCCAGCCUGCUGCCUGCCCUGGAGACCAUGGGUGUGGGACUGGUGCCGGGCUGCCUUCUGCUUCCGCCGCUGCCGGAGUUGCCUCCAGCGAUGCGGAGCCUGCAUGCGGGGCUGCAGCCUCUGCUUGUCUGCUGGCGACUCCCCUGAGGGGGCUGCUGAAGCCAGCUGGGCCAAAGAACACAAUGGAGUACCCCCCAGCCCCGACCGCGCACCUCCCAGCCGGCGCGACGGCCAGCGGCUCAAGUCAACCAUGGGUAGCAGUUUCAGCUACCCUGACGUCAAGCUCAAAGGCAUCCCUGUGUAUCCCUACCGCAGCACCACCUCCCCAGCCCCUGAUGCGGACUCCUGCUGCAAGGAGCCACUGGCUGAACCCCCACCCAUGCGGCACAGCCUGCCUAGCACCCUCGCCAGCAGCCCUCGUGGCUCCGAAGAGUACUACUCCUUCCAUGAGUCGGACCUGGACCUGCCCGAGAUAGGAAGCGGCUCCAUGUCCAGCCGAGAGAUCGAUGUGCUCAUCUUCAAGAAGCUGACCGAGUUAUUCAGUGUACACCAGAUUGACGAGCUGGCCAAGUGCACAUCAGACACUGUGUUCCUGGAGAAGACCAGUAAGAUCUCGGACCUUAUCAGCAGUAUCACCCAGGACUACCACCUGGAUGAGCAGGAUGCCGAGGGCCGCCUGGUUCGCGGCAUCAUUCGCAUCAGUACCCGCAAGAGCCGAGCCCGCCCGCAGACCACAGAGGGGCGCUCCGUGCGGGGUGCAGCCCCUGCUGCUGCCCCUGACAGUGGCCACGAGACCAUGGUGGGCUCAGGGCUCAGCCAGGAUGAACUCACAGUGCAGAUCUCCCAGGAGACCACUGCAGAUGUCAUCGCCAGGAGGCUGAGGCCUUAUGGAGCCCCAGGAUACCCAGCCAGCCACGAUUCAUCUUUCCAGGGCACAGACACAGACUCGUCAGGAGCACCGCUGCUCCAGGUGUACUGCUAACCCUUCUGGGAGAAGUAGAGCCCACAGCCUGAAGAGGGGAAGCAGGCCCCCCUUUGGAGGAGGCUGGGCCCCCUGGCCCCUCCCACUUCAGCUGACUGGUUCCUGGACCAUGUGCAUUUCACUGAGCGACGGGUGCCCACAUCACCCUGGAUCCCUCGCUGGCCUGAGACCUGCCUGGGCCUGUUCCUUCCUGCCCACGGUCUUCAGGCAGCCUGGAUCAUGGAAGGCAAAGACUUAGAGGAGUUACCUUCUGGGAUUGAAUCCCAGCUCUACCGUAACCAGUCAAGCAAACUCCCCUCUCCCCAGGAUGAGGGUAGCACGUGAGAGGGUGACAAUUCAAAGCAGUUUAUUUUAAAUGGAUUGGGUUGGGGGGCAGGCAGGACCUCUUGUCUCGAAUUCUGUGGGCAGUGCCCACUCCACAUUAUGUUCUGUUGGUUCUUGGCUUAUGUUCUAUAUGCUAACAUGACAGUAGUUUCAAGUACAAAGAUAGUAGAUGACUGCCUGGA